UUGUUGAGCUGUUUGGUGCUGAGGCGGUGUUUGUGCUCCGACUACUGAUUUUACCUGCUUCGUCUAUUCGUUUACAGGGAAACCACGGCUUAUUUUUAAGUAUUAUUAUUAUUAUUAUUAUCGUAUUUAGUCUACAGGAUAUUUUCUUUUUCUUUUAAGAGGCGUCAUGUUUAAGAAAAAGCAGCAGUUUGUAUAUAAUAUGGAGAGAUCUGGAGCAGAAAAGAUGGCGUUUUAACCUGUUCAUGGAGGUGAAUGCAAAUGUUCAUGAUAUAAUCCCUGUACUGUUACGGGAAAGCUGUGCGAACAAGGAUUAAGGACUUUUUUUUAAGAACAUUUCUACCACCUCUGCCUUGAGCAUCUUCUUAUGACCGUCGUCAUCCGCAGCCGAAAGCGUCAGGUUAAGACUACUGGUACUGAACCGCUACUACUGAACCGUUCCUGUCAGGUUCUGUCAGAGGACAGCGGGAAGAAAUGGGGAACAGCUUUUCCAACAUCUCUGCCUUCCAGUCCCUCCACAUCGUGAUGCUGGGGCUGGACUCGGCCGGAAAGACGACCGUCCUCUACAGGCUGAAGUUCAACGAGUUUGUGAACACUGUACCUACGAUCGGUUUCAACACAGAGAAGAUCAAGCUGAGCAAUGGUGCAGCGAAGGGCAUCAGCUGUCAUUUCUGGGACGUCGGCGGCCAAGAGAAGCUCCGUCCGCUCUGGAAGUCGUACAGCCGAUGCACGGAUGGCAUCAUCUACGUGGUGGACUCGGUGGAUGUAGACCGGCUCGAGGAGGCCAAGACUGAGCUGCACAAGGUUACCAAAUUUGCAGAGAACCAAGGAACACCGCUGCUGGUUAUCGCCAACAAGCAGGACCUGCCCAGGUCUCUGCCCGUGGCCGAUAUAGAGAAGCAGCUGGCGCUCAACGAGUUGACCCCGUCCACCGCGUACCACGUUCAGCCUGCUUGUGCCAUUAUCGGCGAAGGGCUUCACGAAGGUAUGGACAAACUGUAUGAGAUGAUUGUGAAGCGAAGAAAAGCCCUAAAGCAGAAAAAGAAGCGAUAAACUUUGGCUUUAAGGAACUAUUCCCCCUCAUUCAUGCCUUUCUGCAAGCCUGGGGCUUAUCGUCACGUGCCAACGCAGCGAUGCACCGAUUAUUGGAUUAUUGAUUGAUUCGGGCAGUUUUCAGUUGGACUUAUGUUGCAGACUCUGUAUGGCUUGCUGGGUGGUUUCGAGCCACAGAGAACUUACAGGAAAAAAACUUGCUACAAUGAAAAAAGGGCUGGUUCCCUUUUCUGCUGCUGUUGACUUACUGUGCAAGUAGCCUCGUCGUCAUACUGAAGGAGCUCUCUACUUUAGCACUGUGAAGAAUUACGAACGUUAACGUUUUUGUUCGUGGGAUGCUUGAUUUUUUCUCUCUCUCUCUCUCUCUCUCUCUCUCUCUGACGACCGGCUCGAAGCAUUACUGUGUGUAUCACAAUAAUAAUGUUGCCUAAAUCCUUUACGAGUAACUCCAUUUGGGAUUGGUUCUGACCUGUGUGAGACUGAAGGUUAACAGUUUAAGCCUGCUUUUUUGGGAGUUUGGGACUUUAUGAUAACAUAAAGUCAUGGACACAUCCAGGUUUAUGAAGACCGUUAAGAACAUGACGUGUGGUGGACGGUGUUUACCAUUUCCGUGCUUGCAACCUCAGUCCACCACUUAGCACUUUUCCUUACCAAAACCAGUAGUGAGUUUCAACACUGUAUUGCAAAACUAAAAAUUAUUGUAUUACACAGUCAAAAGAUGAAUUCUGAAGUAUUUUUCAAUUAAAAUAUAUUGAGAAAA
Tachysurus vachellii is the source of this 1810-nucleotide messenger RNA. It is a transcript of the gene arl4cb, whose product is annotated as ADP-ribosylation factor-like 4Cb. Bases 472 to 1050 code for a protein of 192 amino acids. The transcript has a single exon. NCBI's taxonomy places the organism in Eukaryota, Metazoa, Chordata, Actinopteri, Siluriformes, Bagridae. Gene Ontology annotation, cellular component: cytoplasm. Gene Ontology annotation, biological process: intracellular protein transport; endocytic recycling. Gene Ontology annotation, molecular function: GTPase activity; GTP binding. The record is from RefSeq and is a predicted model, not a curated record.